Molecule: messenger RNA, 544 nt
Organism: Amphimedon queenslandica
Lineage: Eukaryota; Metazoa; Porifera; Demospongiae; Haplosclerida; Niphatidae
Product: minor histocompatibility protein HA-1-like
Exons: 5
Coding region: 70-537 (155 amino acids)
Biological process (GO): signal transduction; activation of GTPase activity
Molecular function (GO): GTPase activator activity
Source: RefSeq, a predicted model, not a curated record
UUAUCUUGUCAUAGAAAGUGUUCCUCUACACUAGCCAUUCGUUGUGAUACUAAGAAAUUGCCUCGUAAGAUGAAUACUUUUGGUGUUGAUUUCCUUGAGCAUCUAAAAGCAACCAAAAGGCACAUACCAAUAAUAGUAACAAAAUGUAUCAAUGAGAUUGAUGAGAGAGGUCUCAAUACUCAAGGACUCUACCGUAUAUCGAGUGCUAAGAGUAAAAUGGAGAAACUCUGCCAGUUGUUUGAAGCUGGUUCUGAGAGAGUCGAUCUCUCUGACCUACCACCUCACCUCAUCAGCUCCUGUCUUAAACUAUACUUCAGACAACUUCCAGAGCCUCUUCUUACAUUCUCACUCUAUCAAGAGUUUCUCUCAUUUGCCAAGGAAGCUACGAGGUAUCUGCCUUGUGAUUUAAGCGCUGCUACUAACGACAAGGAAAUGAAAGCUAGAGAAUUACUGAAGAGAUUGAGAGAGCUGAUAUACAGACUGCCUGAGCAAAACCAACUGACACUCGCUAGACUAAUGUACCAUUUACACAGGUGAGGGAAUU